This is a messenger RNA of Capsella rubella, 939 nucleotides long. RefSeq names its product glutathione S-transferase F3. The record is from RefSeq and is a predicted model, not a curated record. Bases 84 to 725 code for a protein of 213 amino acids. The transcript is spliced from 3 exons. Gene Ontology annotation, cellular component: cytoplasm. Gene Ontology annotation, molecular function: glutathione binding; glutathione transferase activity. Lineage: Eukaryota; Viridiplantae; Streptophyta; Magnoliopsida; Brassicales; Brassicaceae.
CACAUCACUUUCACCUUCAACAUCAAACACAUCACAUCCCUUACUCUUCUCACUCUACAGAGAGUUUCUAAGUAACCAAAUCAAUGGCAGGUAUCAAAGUUUUCGGACACGCUACUUCCACUUCCACCAGGAGAGUCCUCAUCGCCCUCCACGAGAAAAACCUCGACUUUGAGCUCGUUCAUGUGGAGCUCAAAGACGGUGAGCACAAGAAGGAGCCUUUCCUCUCCCGCAACCCUUUUGGACAAGUUCCAGCCUUUGAAGAUGGAGACCUCAAGCUCUUCGAAUCAAGAGCGAUUACUCAGUACAUAGCUCACCGAUAUGAAAACCAAGGAACAAACCUUCUCCCAGCUGACUCCAAGAACGUAUCUCAGUACGCAGUCAUGGCCAUUGGAAUGGAAGUAGAAGCUCACCAGUUCGACCCAGUGGCUUCAAAACUUGCUUGGGAACAAGUAUUCAAGAACAUAUAUGGCUUGACCACUGACCAAGCUGUUGUUGCGGAAGAAGAGGCUAAGUUAGACAAGGUCCUUGAUGUCUACGAGGCUAGGCUCAAGGAGUUCAAGUACUUGGCUGGUGAGACUUUCACUUUGACCGAUCUUCACCACAUCCCCGUGAUUCAAUACCUGCUCGGAACUCCCACCAAGAAGCUCUUCACCAACCGUCCACGUGUUAACGAGUGGGUGACUGAGAUCACCAAGAGGCCAGCUUCCCAGAAGAUCCUUCAGUAAAAAGAAAUGGUUUUGGUUCAGUCACUAUAAUAAUAUGCUAAGAGUAAAUAAGCGGCGGCCUCAUCGCCCAGUUUGUCACUACUCUGUCUUAUCUAUCAUGUUGUAUCGUCUGUUUUUCUCUAGUUAUGUGAGUGUCUGUAUGUCCUAAAGAGACCUUUGUCAUAAACCAUUUAUCUAAUCUUCAAGCGAUUCUGAAAAUACAUCAAUUACACUA